GCGGUCGCUCGCCCGGGGCAAUAGUGAAAGUACGCCGGCCACGAUAUUAGCAUAGCGUCGUUAUUAUUACGUCCGCCGCUUUCCUACCACUCCGCCGAUAUUCUUGCGACCGCCGCGUACACCGCACCUGUUGUCGGGCCGUCGUUCGUGCGGCAAGCACAUUGAAACGCCGUCAGCGGACCAGCGCGCACACGACUCCUACUGCUACCGUACACGCCGCAUUCGCAGACGCACGAAGACGAAACCAAAAAGGUAAAUUGCUUACGGUCAUUACAACGUUCGGGCUAUUGUUAAUAUGCACGCGCGCGGAUUCGGUUUUUUCGUUCCGGCGGUACCCGACGAAAUAAUAUAACGACGGCAGUCGCGUCGCGCACGCGCCCGGAAUCGUUUUGAGGGACGGGGUGUUCGAGUGUAUUCCGAUCGCCACGUUCGAACAACGGUCGGUCGGCGGCCGGUUCGUUUCGGUUCGACGAUACACUGCGAUAUUUUUAGCGAAUGAUCGUCCCGUCGGAAUGCAUGCGGCCGCAGAGGGACCGUUUCGGCCGUCGAACGGUUUCGGUGUUUUUAUUUUUGCUACCGAACGUUUCGGAUGUCGUUCGGCGAACGCCGAAUUCGACCUGCUGUCGCAGCGGUACACGCACGCAGCUGUUCGCGCAGCCGACCGUUUGCUGUUUUGCUCGUUAUAUCGCCGUCGUUUCGUUCGUAUGAAAAAUGUUUGUUUGCGUAGCAGAUAAACGGCGUACCGUCAUAGUACCUACACCCAUUUUUACGCAUCGGCGCGAGUUUAUCGGCGGAAUUCGAAUUCCGCAUAGGUACGCGGAUGGAAAGUUUUUUUCGAAUAGAAAUCGCCGUCACCGUCGUACGUUUCGCCGCGAGUUUCCGUGUACUGGCUGAAAUAGAAUGUGAAAAAUAUUCCAAAACUCGUACGCGUCGUGUAUGACGCAUACAAAACACCCGCGAUAUCGUUUAUGGUAGGCGUUUUUACGAAAACGGGCGAUGGAACGAAUAUUCGGUUUGCGCAUUAAACUAUUAAUUCGGCAAUUUCGUCACGGUUAUUAUGACGUAUGAUCGUCUAAAAAUGCGAAAAAGACAUGGUGUUUGUUAUAUAAUUAUACUAAUCGAGCCAUUUAGAAAGCCCGCAUUUAGGUUAGGCCGUUUCGAGUGAUUUAGCCGUUUGGCAACCGCGCCGUUUUCAUAAUGCCAUUAAGCAUUGUUUCCAGAAUUUAAUUCGCUUGCAUUGAAAACCACACGGAAUCGACUCGAGCCGUUCUUCUUCCCCGGGACCAAAGAUAGUGUAUAGUGACGUUCGUAAUAAUAAUUUGCCAAUUUUGCGUCGUCCGUUUACUGCGUUGUAUUAUUACUAUCUUUCUGUAUUUUUUCGCCUCUCUCGUUUUCACGCUCCAGUUUUAUAUUUCAACGAAACAAAUAUUAUUACUCGUGAUCGGUACCUGUAUAGGAACACACCGUACUCGUUUUUCGCUAAUCAUCUGCACCGUGCGACAUGCGCGCAAUUAUUAUUAACUAUGUAUACAUAUAUAUAUAUUGUAUAUUUAGGUAACGCGGCGACACGUUAUAUUCGAACAAAAAUUAUUAUUUGACUCGUAUUUCCGGUUGUUACGUCGUAUAAAAUAAUAUAUAACGAUUUUACUUAUACCUAUGUGUAUAACAUGACGUUUCUCGCUUUCUGACGACCGUGUGCGCAAUGUUAUCGUUAAAAUCGAGUGUAUUAUAUUGUUAUAAUGUUAUUACGCGUAGGUAAAAUAAUAAUAAUAAUAAUAAAAAAAGCGUAGAAAUUAUAUAGAAAGUAUAUGUUUUGUCGACGUUGUAUUUUAACGCGCGAUGACUAAUAUUAUUAAUUAUUAUCGUAGCUGAUGCGCACAACUUUUCAUUUUCAAGGUUAUUUGUCUACAUAAUAAUCUUCGGCGGACCUAUAAUUGGUACAGUGUCCGUUUUCUGUCGGUUAAAAAAUGAUUCUCGUGCAGCGUGUAUGCCUACACGUCAGUCGACGAUUACAAACAAUAUGUUUUCGAAGGCGCAUAAUAUACUAACCUAUUAAAUCAUACGGCCCCGAUAAACAUAAUGCAAGACACUUGUUAUUUCCGGAAAGUAUUACACAUUUUGUUCGGGAUUUGUUAACAAUCGGCUUUUAAAUGUUACAUUACCGUAAUUUUUUUUUCACUGUCCACUUUUGAUUUCAAAACAGCAAGCAAUAUUAAAAAUGUCAUAAAUAAAUGGAAUUUCGUUUUAAAUAAAACAUUUACUGUUGGAAAUUUUCAAUUUCCGUCAACCCGUUUGCCGAGAUAUUCCCCUUUUAAAUUUACGCUUUUGCUGGUCGGUGGGGAUUAGCGGAGCACUAUUCAAACGCGGCGAGCCGCGCUCACACACAAAUGAUACUCCACUAGCCAAAUUUAAAAGUGUUAUAUCUCGUUAAUAUCAACAUUUAUUCAAACCAAACUCCAUCUUUUUAUAAAAUGUUUUAUAUAGUCCGCUAUUUAAAAACAUAAAAACUUGGUAGAGAUUUCACCUCGUAAAACAAGGGUAAUCAAAAAUAACGAUAAUUUAUUUAAUUCUUACGGACGUAAAGUCUAUAACAGCAAUAUAAUUUGUAUACGAUGAUAUUACAUGGCACUUAAUGACUAAAUUUAAAUUGCUCUUAAAUUCAAUAAGUUGGUCGUUGCUAAAGAAAAAUAAAAUAACCCUACACAUUAUUUACAUAAAUACACCUUAAUAUUAAUCAUGGCCAAUAAUUCAGGGCUAUUUAUCGGAUUAUUGAGUAUUUUGUGCAAACAAUUAAAGUGAACAUUUUUUUCUUCUCGCUUCUAAAGUAUCUGAAUGUGAACAAUUAAGAAUCUACAUACCUAUAUACGGUGAAUGUGAUUAUGUAUACGACACAAAUGUUACAUUGUACAAUAAUAGUAUUUAAUAUUGCAUUUUAAAGCUACUUAUUUCUUAAACGGUCUAAAAAACAAACUUCGAAUUACGUUUCCGAUAUAACGAGUGUCUUACACUAUGUUGAUCACUCAGUAUUCUAUUGUAGUAUUAUUAUAGUGUUAUAUAUAUGCUACCAAGUGGAUAAUUUUUAUUUUAAUUCUCAAUAUAUACUUGCAGUGUUUGAAAUGAAAUAAUAUUUUAUUCCGACAAAGCCAUCGUGGUAAACGUUGAUAACAGUUGGCGAUUUAUCUUCCGCCUCCUCCAUAAAUCUAUUUUUCACACGUCUGUAUUAAAACUUGCGCCAUCAUUGCCGAUGCACACGUAUACAUGUUACGAUAUUAUAACCAAUUUGUAUGUUCGAUUUCGCGGAUCAUCGUGAAAAUUAUCUCCUCGCUAUAAUAAUAUGACUAUCGUAAAACUGAGUUUAUUUUUGGUUUAUCGAAGGACGUGCGUAGUGUUUCGUCAUUUUGGAGUCUGCAUCAUGAACGGCUCGAUGGUGAACGUCGCAAGGACUCGCCGGCGGGCUUCCGUUUAUGACCACAACAAAAGGCUACCCACCAUAAUUGUAAAAUAUUUCCGAUUAACACCUAAUGUAACUUUAUCGAACAUUAGUGCAGUAGAUUUAUAAUUUUAACACAGAUGAAAAGUGUGCUCACCGAAGCUGAUUUCAUCGUGUUUACUCAUGGGGUCGACAUUGAUAUUAUUAUUAUAUUCUGCAGUGAUAUAAUUUUAAAACUAAAUAAAUACUAAAUUUAAUUAUCUAGUUAAAUUUCAAAAAUGUGUUUAAUAGAUAUAUCCUUACCAGUAUGGGUGCGAUGAUUUUUACCUAGAAAUACCGAUUUAAUUUUCCACCCACUACAAACCGAAAAUACCCCCACCCUAUCACAAAUGUAUUUAAAUUUGUUAAAUUUCAAUAAAAUUCGUCAAAUUUAUCAAAAUCUAAAAUUCUUUUAAUGACUUUUGGUUUAUAAAAAUAUCAUAAUUUUUUGUUAUAUUUCUGAAUAUUUAGGCACCCACGUCCAACCCACCCGUUUUUUUUUUAUGAAUUACUUGAUUCAAAUAUACUUGAAUAUUCGAGCCGCCACUGAUCCCUACAGUCUUACGCGAAUUCAAGUGGAUUGUUAUGUAAAACGCAAUUUAAGACGGUCGCACUCACGAUUGACAAAUCUAGAGCGUUUUUCGAUGAGAAAACUUAAAAAAUAAAAAAAAAACAUAUUUUAUCGGUUCUACUGACACCUUUGAGAUACGAAGGUAUUUUUAUUUUUUUGAAGGUUAGGUCAGACACAUUGCCCAACUUUAAUGGGUCCGGCCGGUAAUAAUAAUAUUUCGUCCGACGACGGUUUCGUGCGGUCGGCCGUACACAUAAUAGUUAUGCAACGGCCGAUUAUUUUGAUCGCGCACAUACAACGGGUAAGGUAGCCAAACGCACUUUCUCUUUCGCCAACGACACUCGAAGACGUUUACGGAUACAUACCUAUGUGUACAAUACGCGCGAGCACCGUCAGUAAUACGACCGCGGAAACGACCGGGUUUUCGUAAACGAAAAUUAAUCCACACAUUUUGCGAAUACUUAUGUUAUAUUAUUAUACACCGGGUACGCGAAGGUACACAUUUUGAAAAAAAACGUUUCCGUUUUUUCCUCAGCCGACAAAAUGACUCUCGUACAACCAACCGUCGAGAUGCAACAGCAUAUUCGUUCCGAGCUCAACGAGGACCUGACCACCCGUGAAAAAGAUCUGGAACACAUCAAGGAAUGGUUACAGAUGCAACCGCACUUGCCCCAGUUUCAAGGUAAGCUAUAGACUUUAUGGCACCUGACACCUAUUAAAGAGAGGAGGGCGGUGUUUUUUUACACAAUUUAAUUCCCGUGAGUUUAUUAUCACCUACGAAUAAAAAUAUACAUUAUACCCAGGUAAAAUAAAAUGUGCACUGUAUCGAUAAGAAUUUUUCAACGUUUAGACGUUUUGUGGCGACACUGAUUAAAUAAUUUUUAUUUAUAAUAGAUGGUUUAUGAUUUGAUAAAUGAUGACUUUUUAAAUUGUAUUAUUAGUAUUUAGUAUUUUGUAGAACGCACACACGGGCCAAGAGGGGAUGCAGUCUACAUGUCGCUCCCCUCUAAAAUCCCCAGUGACAAUUGGAAGGUACUUUUAAAUAUUUCAACUGUUCUCGUCACUUCAAAACUAUAAUCGCUAUUGUGUAGUAACAGUAGAAACAGUAUAGGUACUAGUAUCUAGUAUUCUAGUAGAAAUUUCCUAAUCCACAUGCUGUGGUAAAAGUUACAUAAUAUCACAGACUAAACAUAAUUUGCGUCCGUCAUUAUUGUGUUUGUAUAAGUAUACCUACGCCAAAAAGACUGUACACUUAUACAAACGGUAAUUUAUUUGCUGGAAAAAAAAUAAUAUAAUAACAAGACGAAUUGUAAUAUAAAACGCAUCACAUAAUUGAAAAAAUCACGUUACGUAAAGUCCGAUAGAGUACAUCGUGUAAAAUAUAAAAUAAGUUGUACGGUAAUACUAUUACUAUGCUGUACGCUUACAGUAUGGAUACUCAUCGUAACGUUUACGAUUUCAUUAAAAAUUGCACGUGGAAAUUAAUCGACUUUCAUACAUAUAUAAAUAUAUAAGAUGUUGUCUAUCGAAUCAUCACAACUACUACGCCCGCCCUUAUGGUGAUACCUCCCCCACCCCUAACUGCUGGCUCCAUAACUCUCUUUAGUACUCCUCACUAUUUAUCCCAACAUCCUUCUAUCAAUAAUAUCACAUUUACUUGUAUUACUAUACAAUUAUACUUGCGCGUAUCUUAUCUUACGUUGUUUUUUCCGGAAAAAUUUCUAAAACUUCCGAUUUUAAUUAAAAAAUAAAAUAUAUAUUUACAAGGUGAUCCAUUUAGCAUCCUCACCCCAUUUGUAUAGUAAAAUUUUGUAUACAUUCAAAUUAUGAUUGAUAGAAUUUUUAAGUGUAGUUAAAGCCGAUAUUUUCGAAUACUUAGGUUUUUCACAAUAUUUCAGAAGUAUCUUGUAACAAUAUCAACUUUGUUUUUUCAAACGAGAACCUACAUGUUUUAAUGCAAAUUGUAUAUUAGAUGAUUUUUUUAAAAACUUUCGAAUCUUUAUCAUUGGAAUUUGAACAAAAAGUUUCUGAGUUAUUCUACUUUAAAAUACUAAAGACUUUAAAUAUUCCACUAUUCUCCCCCUACCCAAACUUAAAAGUAGAAUAACUCGUCAACGGAUUUACGGAAAGCAAAAAUAUUAGCAUUAAAAUUUGUUUAAAUUAAUACUUCAACUAUUUAUGGAAUUUUUAAUAUAGGUUCUCAUUUUAAAAACCAAAGUCGGUAUCGAAUCUCCUUAAAUAUUGUGAAAAGUAUACGUAAAUGUCAACUUUAACUAUAGACUUAAAAAUUAUAAAAAUAAAAAUGUUAAUACAUGCAAAAUUAAACCAUAAAAAUUAGUUUAGCAUGCUUAAUGGAUCACUCUGUAUAAAUAUUUUUUUAUGAGCUAUUUAAAUUUAACAUAUUCGUUUAGUCUUCUGUAUUGUUGCCGGUGUAAUUACCUACGAUAUAUAUUAAAUCAAAUGUUAAUUGUGUCUCCUUUCAGAUGAUGUCCGUCUCAUGACGUUCCUCCGAGGAUGCAAAUUCUCACUAGAAAAGACCAAGAGGAAACUGGACAUGUAUUUUACAAUGCGAGCAGCGGUACCCGAAUUCUUCGCCAACCGAGACCCAACAUUACCAGAAAUCAAAGAAGUGAUGAAAACUGUGUACGUAAUGUUAUCAUCCCAUUCGCAAUUAUAUUCUUUAAUUGGCUUAUACAAAAAUAGAAUAGUUUAGUCUUACUUAGCAGACAUAUUAUGCAUAGAAUAAUUUCAUAUUUAUUUUUUUUUUUUGUAGUUUUUUAACCUUCUUAAGCAUACAUUUUGUAUGAGCUGUGGGAAAACGUACAAUUUCAAGAUUUCAUUAUUUUAUAAAAACAUGGACGGCGUUUUCUAUAGAAAAAAUGAUUUAAUCGAAAAAUCGCAGGACACCUUUUUUUAUUACCUUUUUGAUUUAAUUUCUUAUGGUAUCAUCGCCAAAACUUUUGAACCACGUCUAAGCUUUUAAGAAAUUUUAAUUUUUGAGAGUUUUUGCUAUAAUUCGGUUAUAAAUACACGUAGAGACUUGAAAUUUGUAAUAAUACUUAUAUUGAACUUACUUAGACGUCGUAAAAUUUCCAAAAUUAUCGGACGACUCUUCUUUUUUUUUUUUAAUAAGCGUUUUGAAAUUAAAUAUAAACGAAAAUCGCACAAAAAAUUACGGCAUUUCCAAUUAUGUACACUAGGUACUACGAACUCCGCUCAAAAUCGUCUUUUGUUAGUAAUGGUUUAUCGUUGCUUAAAUGUAAAAGUUAAAUAAAUGUAUGUAUCCUAUCUUCCCAACUACCAACCUACAACAGUGGCCGCACCCAUCUUCAGUAUCAGCUCUUUUUUUAUUAAUUUUUCAUGUACCUAUUUCAUUCUACAGAAAUGUACCGCCACUUCCCGGUCUGACACCAAACGGACGUCGUGUAGUCAUGUUGCAUGGACUGGAUGUAGACCAGAUCUCUGCAACCGUGGUCGACGGUAUGAAAGUAGUAUUGAUGAUCGGUGACAUAAGAUUGAAGGAGGAACAUAUCGGCGUGGCCGGAGACGUGUACAUUUUGGAUGCUUGCGUGGCUACACCACAAAAUUUUGCCGCCCACUUUGCCAAGUUCACGCCAACUUUGCUCAGAAAGUUCCUCACCUGUGUACAGGUAUACUUAUAUUAAAUAUUUGUAUAAAACUUACAACGGAACACACAAUUACGGGGUAGUAAGAUUUUGACACCUUAAAAGGCUGAUCUAACUUGUGUAAUAAUUCCUUUUUGCUAUAAGAAACUAUAGUAGUUUAAAUAGCAAAUUCCUUACAUACAUUAAACCUAACUACCAUAACGCAGUUGCUAAAAUUUAUUUACUUGUCCAGCUUUUCGUUAAUGCCUACCGAAUAUUUAACACCAAACUUAGUUUUCGGAUAAGCAUGUUUUUUUUUUCAAAUUCAAUAUUACAUUUUAUAAAAUACGUAUAUAACAUGUAUAUUUUUGUAUUUAAUAAAAGUUUUAAAAUUAUGGAUUAUUAGCUUGAGUACAAUAUUUAUGUUACUUCUUAUUAGCUAAGGUAUUUAAUUUUUACAGUGUUAGAAAUUCAUUAUAGGUUUAGUUUUUGUUAAUAAUUUCAUGAUUUUGUUUUCUUUGAGGGCUUUUUUUAUGUUCAGUGAUAUAGAGAAAUUGAUUCUUGUGUCGCGGUACUUCGUACAACCUUAAAAAUUUGAUGGACGGACAGAACAAGUGGGCAUUUAUCGCAUAUAGAUGGUGGGUUUUUUUUGAAAAUAAUGUGUUGCGAAGGAGUAUUCUAUUCUGGUUCUUGUAAUGACAUCUACUUAUCGUUUGUUAAAGUGAUGAGAAAGAGCAAUUUUUUAGUAUUUUUCUUAAUAGUUUUAAGUUUAGUGAAUGGGACGGAGUUUCAAUAAUUUUGUCAUAUCGUGUAUAUUUUUAGUUUGAUGGUUGAUUUGAUUUUAUUUGUUGGCAUAAUAAUAUUGUUUUAUAUUUUUUUUGCAUUUUACCAUUUAUAAAGAUUAAAUAAAUUCAUAAUAUUACGAUAGUAAGCUUGAAUAAACAUAAUGCGUAGGCACAGAGAAUGCGUAGUAAAUAGUAAUAACUAAUAAUAAUAAAUAAAAAAAAAUAGUUGACAUUUUUUUCCUUGUUAAUCGUUUUUCAUCCUAUUUCAGGAAGCCUAUCCAGUUAAAUUGAAGGAAGUACACGUAAUAAACGCUUCAUCUCUUGUUGACACAAUAAUCAACUUUGUGAAGCCUUUCCUUAAAGAAAAAAUUCGCAACAGGGUAAGUGAUUAAAGUUUUGCUCUUCACCAAAAAAUGUAUUAUGUUCCGAUUCUGAAUUCACUACUGAUUUGAAUCCGGUCGAAUGUAUAAUGUAUAAUAUAAUUAAUACGAACUAAAUGUUUCGUUAAAUUUUUUUCUCGCACAGAUCCACGUACAUUCGAAUGUAGAAACGCUAUACGAAUACGUGCCAAAAGACAUGUUACCAGAGGAGUACGGAGGUCAAGCCGGACCGAUAGCUGAAAUAAACCGUAAAUACUUGACGAAAUAGUAUAUUAUUUUCGUACUUACGGAUAAUUUAAUUUUUUUCCCCGUGUGCACAUAGGCCAGUGGUAUGAGAAAUUAGUGACCUACAAGGAUUGGUUUAAGGAUCAGGAGAAAAUCAAAACCGACGAGUCCAGGCGUCCCGGAAAACCCAAGACCAACGACGAUCUUUUCGGGAUGGAAGGUUCCUUCAAACAGCUCUCUAUCGAUUGAGCGCGUUAACAUCGUUAUUUUUUUAUAUAUAUAAAAGUAUUUUACGUAUUCGUAUUUUUUUAUAUUGUUAUACAAUUUAGUGGAUACUUCACAAAAACUGGGUGGUAGCGCAUGUUUACAUAAUAUUAUUAUUUUAUCGUAUAAAUCUCACACCACAGUUCCGAAUAUAUUGUAUACAUUUUUUAUUAUAUUACUACCUAUGAUCGCAUUAACGGCGAUUCAAAUAUUUUGUGUAUACAACAAAAGAUAGGACCCUAUAAUAAUACUAUUAUUACUUAUAUUGUCCUAUACACGAGCAUUAAUUUUCUUACAUAUACUCUUAUAAUAUAAUAUAUUAUAUCUGUAAAACCAUGCGGCACCUACGAUAGUAGGUACUAUCACGUUGACUUUUAGAAUAGUUUAUUUUUCAAUAAAUACCUAUACUUUAUUUUAUAUUCGAUUUUAAACACGAUAAGAUAUUAAGAUAUCAUCUAUAAUCUCUAGAUUGUAUUUUUAUUUUUAUUAUUAUUUUACCUCUUUUAUACCAAAUUAAAACUUUGCAACUACAAUAUUA
Cinara cedri is the source of this 9837-nucleotide messenger RNA. Lineage: Eukaryota; Metazoa; Arthropoda; Insecta; Hemiptera; Aphididae. The record is from the annotation of a GenBank genome assembly.